CUCUACCACGACGUUACGACCCUCCAUUCCGUUCCUUCACCUCGAUAUAUCGUCGCUCAUUGUACCGCUCCCUCCCUGCGUGAGACCUCACCAAACUUCCAUUUAAUCUUCGCCCUCAUUGCGCCGCUAUGACGAAGCGAAAGCGACAGUAUCCAACCCUCCAGCAGAAGCUCGACCGACCAUGGUGUUACUAUUGCGAACGCGACUUCGACGAUCUUAAGAUCUUAAUUUCGCAUCAAAAGGCUAAACAUUUCAAAUGCGACAAAUGUAAUCGGCGGCUGAAUACUGCUGGAGGUCUCUCCGUCCACAUGAAUCAAGUACACAAAGAAAACCUAACAAAAGUCGAAAACGCCAACCCCGACCGACAAUCCCUCGACAUAGAGAUCUUCGGCAUGGAAGGUAUUCCAGCCGAAGUUGUGGACCAGCACAAUCAGGAGGUCACAAGCAAGCAUUUCGCCGAGGAGCAAGAGCGGGCGCGUUUGACGGGAAAUCCGGUGCAUGAUGCUUUUGGUGCUGGAGGCCAGUUAGCAAAGAAGCAGAAGGUUGAGGAGACGAUUGAGGGUAUUAAGAAGAGGAUUGUAGAAUUUAAAGAGAAUAUCGCAAACGGAGGGAUGCAGAUGAAUGGAAGCGGUGGGCCGGUGCAGCCCAUUGGUUCGCAACCACCCCUCCCCCACCUCGGCCACUCCCAGCCCACUGCCAGUCUCCCAGCCAUCCCCGGCGGUCCCUCACCACCACCCGCAAACCCCUUCGCAGCACCCCAACAAGCGCCACAACAGCAACCACAACACCCCUUCCCACCAGCCGUCCCACAAGCCCUACCACCCCGCCCACCUGGCCAUCCCAACGCCGCUCUUGUCGCAUCCGUGGACGAACUCAUUUCGAGCGCUGCGAAGGACGCGAAAGACGUCAAAGAUGCGAAGGAAGGGAAGGCAGGCGGAAGCUCGAAGAAAGAGAAGAACAUCCGAUUGGUGUUUUCGGGGGAUACGGAGAGUCCUGAGGAGAGGAUGGUGAGGUUGGGCAGGUUUGAGUUUGCUGCUUGAGGGGGAUGGACGGAUGUGGUGGGCCGAGUAUAUUAGGGAAAUGUGAGAUUACAAGUAAUCAGGGUUAGGAAACAAAGUUUCCCUAAUCUUGUUAGGCCAUGAACUGAUGUAAUCGUUUGGGAGUUAGGAAUUGAAUCGGACGUGGGUGGAAAGAGGGAGGGACGAAUGGGUCGAAUAUUUCAAUGUAAACUUUGCAUCUUACAGCCCUGAUCAUGCAUGCAUGCUAUCUGCAUCAUCUGUGUCCUGCCCUAAGAC
This is a messenger RNA of Lindgomyces ingoldianus, 1295 nucleotides long. RefSeq lists its product as uncharacterized. Gene Ontology annotation, cellular component: nucleus. Gene Ontology annotation, molecular function: DNA binding. The transcript has 3 exons. Bases 129 to 1040 code for a protein of 303 amino acids. Lineage: Eukaryota; Fungi; Ascomycota; Dothideomycetes; Pleosporales; Lindgomycetaceae. The record is from RefSeq and is a predicted model, not a curated record.